AUGCAAAGCAGUUCCGAAAGAGACAUUGAAAGCCGGAGGCCACGGAAAAAGUUCAAGGUUUCGGACCACAGACCACCUAUAGUUCCCCUGAUAAAAGCAGCGUGCCCUGAUUCGGAAGUCAUAAGGAAGAUAGCAUGCCGAAGGACCAAGUGCACUGCUAUUAUCGAGGGCGUGCUGCAAGCGAAGUGCGUGCGCCACUCGUUAGACUUAUGUGCCUCCUACACCUGUAAAAUGCUCUCCAGAGGCAUCGAGGACUUGGCCAACUAUUUCUUGUCAUACAAGGAGGCCGCAGCUUACAAGCACGUGCAACAGCUCCUCGCUGCGCAGCCCCACAAGAUACAGCAUCCUUACCAGACGCACUGGCUGUCCCUUCAUGCUGUGGUUGAAAGGCCUAUAUUGAGCAGUACCCUGCCCUCCUGGCCUUCUUCGAAGGCCAUGGUCAUGUGCACUGCCUCUUAG
Messenger RNA from Dermacentor silvarum, 459 nucleotides. RefSeq lists its product as uncharacterized. Bases 1 to 459 code for a protein of 152 amino acids. NCBI's taxonomy places the organism in Eukaryota, Metazoa, Arthropoda, Arachnida, Ixodida, Ixodidae. The record is from RefSeq and is a predicted model, not a curated record. The transcript is spliced from 4 exons.